AUGGCUCAAGGCCUUUUUGUACUGAUUGGAGGCAGUAUAGCAUUCAUGGUGGCAGUAUUUAUCUAUGUGAGCAUUCUUAUCAAAAAAAGACAGACAUUAGAUCUGCCAAUCAAGAAAGCUGCAAGGAAACUCGAAUUACCAGAGGACUCCGGUUAUCUAAAAGUGCCCGUUGAGGAUAUCUAUUCUGCCACGAACAAUCUUAACGAGUCGAAUUGCAUUGGUGAAGGGACAGCAGGAAGGGUGUACAAGGGCAUUUUGUUUGAUAACCAAAAUGUAGCAGUCAAGCACAUCAUUAAGGAUGGAUGCAUGGAGACCUUUCUUAGGGAAGUCAGAAGCUUAACACACGUUCGCCAUCCAAACCUCGUCGCCUUGCUAGGUUAUGGUACAAAUGACGAGGAACGCUUCCUGAUUUAUGAACUUUGCCCCAAUGGCAAUAUGGCACAGUGGCUAACAGGAAUGGAUACAGCUCUAUCCUGGAUUAAGAGGCUCGAGAUUGCUAUCGAUAGUGCUCGAGGUCUGCAGUUCCUCCAUACAUACCCCGAAGGCAGCAUCAUCCACCGCGACAUAAAGCCAACAAACAUCCUACUAGGAAAGAAUCUUGAAGCAAAGCUUUCAGAUUUCGGCCUGUCAAAAGUUAUUGAUCAAGGCAAAUCCUAUGCAAGCUCAGAGGUGAGAGGAACCUUUGGUUAUGUUGAUCCGGAGUAUCAAUGCAACCGACGAGUAAAUUCAGCAGGUGAUAUCUACAGUUUUGGAAUUGUGCUUCUGCAAAUCCUCUCUGGAAGGAAAGUUAUAAAUAUGAAUAUGGAAACACCAGUCCCACUGAACAAAAUUGCCAAAUCCAUUAGUACUAAGGAAGGCAGCACAUUCGGGUUUGUUGAUCCAAGACUUCAUGGAGAGUACUCAGUAGAGGCUUUUGAAGCCACAUUUGCCCUAGCUCUGGCAUGCACUGCACCAACGCAUCAAAGGCCUUGUAUCAAAGAAGUUGUCACAAAGUUAGAAGAGGCCCUUGCCAUAUCAAUGAAGGCAAAAGCAUCAAGUCCUCAAUCAACACCACAGCAGUCUACUCUAUUUUAACAGUAUAUAUAUAGCAACUAGGAUUUAUUGCAAAUUUUUUAGUUAAUUCACUAUAGCAAUUUGAAUCAGUAGGUAAAUUGUGAUGAGUCCACGUUACAAGGUAGACCCGGGUCCAU
Molecule: messenger RNA, 1190 nt
Organism: Ipomoea triloba (trilobed morning glory)
Lineage: Eukaryota; Viridiplantae; Streptophyta; Magnoliopsida; Solanales; Convolvulaceae
Product: probable serine/threonine-protein kinase PBL22
Exons: 6
Coding region: 1-1074 (357 amino acids)
Biological process (GO): protein phosphorylation
Molecular function (GO): protein kinase activity; ATP binding
Source: RefSeq, a predicted model, not a curated record